Messenger RNA from Arvicanthis niloticus (Nile rat), 3759 nucleotides. RefSeq names its product KAT8 regulatory NSL complex subunit 2 (gene Kansl2). The record is from RefSeq and is a predicted model, not a curated record. Lineage: Eukaryota; Metazoa; Chordata; Mammalia; Rodentia; Muridae. Gene Ontology annotation, cellular component: NSL complex.
CGGCGCAGCGCGGCAGGGAGGUAAGAUGGCGCCGUGCCGGGCGCUUGUCCUUUGCGGUUAGGCUGCUGCUCGCCCUUUCUGUCAGCUCAGCGCGGUAUGUCGUCUCCUGCAGCGUCGGAGUCACUCUCAUUGCUAGGCUCUCGGGAACCAGGUUCUCUGGUGCCGGGAGCUGUAGGACAAGAUGGCGCUUGCAGGACGACUGCCUAGGCGUUCGGGCCGGGGCUGUGAGCUCUGAGGCGGCCGGGGACAAAGGCGGCGUGCCGGGGCGUGGGGGCGGGGCGCGCCGUUGCAGUGGUGCCGCGUGGGACGGGCGCCGCUCUUCCGGUCCGCUGCGGUGGAGAUUCGGCCAACGUGGUUUUGGUAUGAACAGGAUUCGGAUUCACGUCUUGCCAACGAAUCGGGGGAGGAUCACCCCAGUGCCCAGAUCUCAGGAGCCCCUUUCUUGUUCGUUCACUCAACGCCCGUGCUCUCAGCCGCGUCUGGAGGGGCAGGAGUUUUGCAUUAAGCAUAUUCUUGAAGACAAGAAUGCACCCUUCAAACAAUGUAGUUAUAUUUCGACGAAGAAUGGAAAAAGGUGCCCCAGUGCUGCCCCAAAGCCCGAGAAGAAAGAUGGGGUGUCCUUCUGUGCCGAACAUGCUCGAAGGAAUGCCCUAGCACUUCAUGCUCAAAUGAAGAGGAGCAACCCAGGCCCUGUGGGUGAGGCCCUCUUGUGCCAGUUGAGCUCGUAUGCUAAACCAGAGCUGGGCGCACAGACCCCAGAGAGCAGCCGGAGUGAGGCGAGCCGGAUACUGGAUGAAGACAGCUGGAGUGAUGGGGACCAGGAACCCAUUACUGUGGAUCAGACAUGGAGAGGUGACCCUGACAGUGAAGCUGAUAGCAUAGACAGUGAUCAAGAAGAUCCCCUAAAACAUGCUGGUGUCUAUACAGCUGAAGAAGUAGCUCUUAUUAUGAGAGAAAAGCUAAUUCGUUUGCAGUCUUUGUACAUUGAUCAGUUUAAACGACUACAGCACCUGCUCAAAGAGAAGAAGCGCCGUUAUUUACAUAACCGGAAAGUGGAACACGAAGCUUUAGGUAGUAGUCUCCUGACUGGCCCUGAGGGACUUUUGGCCAAAGAGAGAGAGAAUUUAAAGCGACUAAAAUGUCUUAGGCGAUACCGUCAACGCUAUGGAGUAGAGGCCUUACUACACAGGCAGCUGAAGGAACGCAGAAUGCUGGCCACAGAUGGGGCCGCCCAACAGGCUCAUACCACUCGUUCCAGUCAGAGGUGCUUAGCCUUUGUGGAUGAUGUCCGCUGCUCCAAUCAGUCUCUUCCGAUGACCAGACACUGCCUUACCCAUAUCUGUCAGGAUACAAAUCAGGUUCUCUUCAAAUGCUGCCAGGGAUCUGAAGAGGUGCCCUGCAACAAAGCAGUUCCUGUAAGCCUUUCUGAGGAUCCCUGCUGCCCACUGCAUUUCCAGUUGCCUCCUCAGAUGUAUAAGCCCGAGCAGGUCCUGUCUGUGCCAGACGGUCUGGAAGCCGGCCCCGUGGAUCUGUACUUGAGUGCUGCCGAGCUUCAGCCCACUGAGAGUUUGCCACUGGAGUUCAGUGAUGACUUGGACGUUGUGGGCGAUGGCAUGCCGUGCCCUCCGUCCCCGUUGCUCUUUGAUCCUUCACUGACUCUUGAAGAUCAUUCAGUCACAGAGAUUGCCGGAGGCCCAGGACAGAUGCAGGUGGCUGGGGAUGGGUGCAGAUCCCAGGGACCUCGAAAUGUAGAGAAAGCCUGUGCGCCAUUCCCUCAGCGUGGAUUGGCUACUGCAAAUGGAAAACCAGAACCCACUUCUAUCAGUUGACAGUUCAUUCUGGGAAUUGUUUGCCUUUGGAUUGAACUUUGCUUUCUUCAGACAAGCAUAUCUUUGAUCAUCUCUCACUGAACAGGGACAUCUCAGACCACAUUGCUUCCUCCGGGGCUUUAGAGUGCUAUAGACAAACAUAAUCCAAGCCUGUGCUGAAUGGACAUUUAGUAUUUAAGUUUGGGGAUUUUUGCGAGGAAGAGCAUGAGGCGAUCCCUGCCUUUGGAGUGCAGUGCAUAUAGGAGACUGCCUGCGAAAGAGACCAUGGAUGUCUGGGCAGGGCUCUGGUCAAGAACGGUGCUCUUCAGGUGUUGGCUCUUAGUGUCUGGCUAGCUGUAUCUAAAGACCUGUAUUUAAACCUUCCCCUUGCUCCACAUAACUGGGCAAUAUAAACCCUUUUCCUAGUGACCUGUGACUCAGAAAAGCAGCUCACAGCUCUGGUCUCUCCUUCAUUAUUCUUGCUUUUAACUUAUGCAAAUGUCUGUGGUGGCUCCUCCAUGUAAGAUAGAGUGAAAUUACUGUAUAUAGUUUCUAUUAAAUGUUAAAAUGUUAUGAAAGUGUAAAGUAAUCUGAAUUGAUUGUGUUUUGUUUUUGAGCGUGUCUAUAUUAUUUUCUGGGUCUCUGAGUGCUGUCUGAUGGGAAAGGUGUAUACUGUUAUUCUAGGACAGGCACUCUGGAGAAACUGAUGACAGAGGUGGUGCUUGGUACCUAGUUCCCAGGGCCAGAUAAACUUGUGUUCACUGGAGAGCUAGCAGUUAAUUCAGUAGGGGGCUUGAGACCUGGCGUGGAGCUUUAGGACCUCGGUUUAGCCCCAGCGAUGAUGUGAGUGGCAAAGCAGACAGUGUGUUGAGAUUUGUUUUUAGGGAAACAUUAGAAAUAAUGAGCUACUCAUUCUGAAUAACGGUUCACAGAAAGAAGCUAAUAAAACUACCAAAGGAAAAGGAAAAGAUUAAUAAGCUUGUCCUUGGGUUGGGCAAUUAUCCCUUUACUGUAUGAGCUAUACAUUUCUCCCUUCAAGGAACUAUGCUGGGUUGAAGAGGAUUUGCUCAACCCAGACCCGUUCCGGGUGUCGGGUGUUCUAUGCUUUUCUGUUGCUCAUGACUAAGACUUACUGUUCCAGAGGGGUAAUAGAGCAUCAGGGCAGGAAGCUGUGAGCUCACGUUGUAACUACUAAUGUGAGACAGCAAACUGGAAGUGGUACCAGGCUUUUCAUCUGAAAGUCCAACCCCAGUAAUAACUUCCUGCAGCAUUUCUGCAUCACCUAGAUCUCCCAAAACUGCACCAAGUGUCCGAGUGCCAGAGAUUGGUGGGCAUUUCUCAUUCAAAUGAUCACAUUGGGUUUGGCCAGUGAGAAGCCCACAGUACUGGACUCGAUUAUUAGAAGGGGAACUGGUUCAAACAGCACUGAGGGCAAGCUAGAACCACUGUAAUCCCCCCACUGCUGAGACACAUGGAUGCCCCACAGCAGUACCUCAGGACGGCAGCAGCUUAGGUGGGAUGGUGGAUCCUGUUCAUGCCGCUGUACCCAACACUGUCUUUUUGACUGAGACAGAUGCAAGCACUGAGGGCUUUGUGCUGUUUUGGACUUAGCUAACAUUUCUUUAUCAGUAUCCUCUUAGCUGCCCAAGGAGUCAGGAAGUAAGUGAAACUUAGAGAUCUUCAGUUCCUGAAGCCUACAAGAUUUGCAAGUCCCACCUUCCCAAAGAUACAUAUGCAGUAAUUAACUUCUGGGGAGAGGAGACAUUAAAACCAGCAAACUGCAAACCAGCUCUCAGCAAGUUGUGUAGGGAGCUCCAGGAUCGCAACUUUUGUGAGUUAUCAUUUUGGGGGGUGAACCUGUUUUCAGUGAUGUACCUGUCUUUGAGUCAUCCAUGCUCCUGUAAAUAAACCAAUAAACACAGCAGUUCACUGAACUACUUGGAUGGAAUCA